Molecule: messenger RNA, 5019 nt
Organism: Benincasa hispida (wax gourd)
Lineage: Eukaryota; Viridiplantae; Streptophyta; Magnoliopsida; Cucurbitales; Cucurbitaceae
Product: Pentatricopeptide repeat (PPR) superfamily protein
Molecular function (GO): protein binding
Source: RefSeq, a predicted model, not a curated record
UUUUUUUAAUUACAUUGGAAAAGGCCUUGUUUUUUAAUUCAUUACCAUUUACCAAUAUUACAUUGUCUCUCUUAAUGCAAAAAAAUUUCACGUGCCGCUGGCGUCGCCGCUCGUCACCGUUUUCACAGUCGCCGCCCGUCCCUUCGACCAGUCGCCGUCGUGGUCCGCCGAGCACGUUCGCUGCAGGAAUCCCUUCACAGCAGUGUCGUCGUCGUCGCCAUCGCCGUCACGCAAGUGCUGGUACUGUCGCCGAAAUCCCUAUUUGGAAUUAGUAAAUUUCGAGCAUCGUAUCUCACAUAUAGAUAAGUUGUAGGGUAAUUUCUUAGUUCUUAUGGCCUUGAUCCUAGCUAGAGAAAGACUAUUGCAAUCCCGAUUAUCCACAAUUUUUCCUUUGAAAUCUGGAUUAGUUUCAGCUUUGCGGAGCUUUGCUUUGAUAUCAGCUAAUAGUGAGAAGCUGAUCUUCCUAAAUUUUUUUGGAAACCCUAGAGUUGCAGAGUUAUGGUAUAGAAAGUCUCAAAUUCCAUUUUUUCGCUGUGUUUCUACUUCUGCACACCCCACAAAAUUAUGUUGGGGAGGUUCAUCUUAUGAUGUGCUAUUGGGAAAGCUCGAACUUGCUUUGAAAGAUAAUCAAAUUGAUGAAGCAUGGGAGUUGUUUAGUGAUUUCAGAAGGCUUUAUGGUUUUCCAAAGGACAAUGUUUUGCUUAUGUUGGUUUCUCGAUUGUCCUAUACUUCUGAUUGCAAUAGGCUACAAAAGGCGUGUAACUUGGUUCUUCAAUUCUGGAAAGAGAAGCCAGUUCUAUUGCGACUUGAUGCCUUAACUAAACUUAGUCUUGCAUUGGCGAGAUCCCAAAUGCCGAUUCCUGCUUCAGAGAUUCUUAGAUUGAUGCUGGAGACGAGGAGAAUACCGCAAAUGGAACUGUUGCAGCUAGUUAUUCUGCACAUGGUGAAGUCAGAGAUUGGAACAUAUAUCGCUUCUAAUAUUUUGGUCCAGAUUUGUGAUUGUUUCUUACGACAGGCUACAAGUAGAAAUGACCAAGCCAAGUCGAUGAAACCGGAUACUAUGCUAUUUAAUCUGGUGCUCCAUGCUUGUGUCAGGUUUAAACUAUCUUUAAAGGGGCAGCAACUAGUGGAAUUGAUGUCUCAAACUGAGGUUGUUGCUGAUGCGCUUACAAUUGUCCUAAUUGCACGGAUUUAUGACAUGAAUGGUCAAAGAGAUGAGCUAAAGAAUUUGAAAAUCCACAUUGACCAAGUUUCGCCUUCAUUGGUUUGUCAUUAUUGUCAGUUCUAUGAUGCCUUGUUGAGCUUGCACUUUAAGUAUGAUGAUUUUGAUUCUGCUGCUAACCUUGUGCUGGAAAUAUGUCAAUUUGGUGAGUCUACUAGCAUUCAAAAACAUUGGAGGGACUUGCAGAAAUCUAGCUUUGUUCCAAUUGGAUCAUGUCAUCUAAAGGAUGGAUUGAAGAUAAAGAUUAUGCCAGAACUACUGCAUAAAGAUUCUGUUCUCAAUGUGGAAGUCAGACCAGAGUUCAUAAAUUGUAAGAAUGGGAAGCUUGUUGCGAGUAAUAAGACUCUCGCUAAACUCAUUAUUGAACUCAGGAGGCUUGGAGAAACUUCUGAGCUCUCAAAACUCUUGCUUCAAGUUCAAAAAGGGUUGGCAUCAGUUGAAUGUUCUAAUUUGUGUUCUGAUGUAGUUAAAGCUUGCAUUUGUUUAGGUUGGCUCGAAACUGCUCAUGACAUUUUGGACGAUGUUGAAGCAGUUGGCUCUGCAAUGGACUCCAUGGUUUAUUUCUUGCUCUUGAACGCAUAUUACAAAAAGGAUAUGCUCAGGGAAGCAAAUGUGCUGAAAAAACAAAUGGCAAGGUUUGGCCUGUUCGUCAGUAACACUGAAGACUUGGCUAACUCUACGUGUUCUUCCAAACUAGCUAAUCAAAUUUCGCUGCCCAUAAUCAAAGCAGCUGCCGGCAACACAUCUCUGGUUGAAUCUCUAGUUCAAGAAAUGAAAGAGACUAAUUCACAUUCUAGAGUUUACAAGUUCAAUUCCUCCAUUUACUUUUUCUGUAAGGCCAAAAUGAUUGAGGAUGCCUUACAGGCCUACAAAAGAAUGCAACAAAUGGGCAUCCAACCUACCGCACAAACUUUCGCCAAUCUAGUUUUUGGGUUUUCUUCUUUGCACAUGUAUCGCGACAUAACGAUCCUAUGGGGUGACAUGAAAAGGAGAAUGCAGAGUGCACGUUUGGCAUUGAGUAGAGAUCUGUAUGAGUGCUUGUUGCUGUGCUUUCUUCAAGGUGGUUACUUUGAGAGAGUGAUGGAAAUUGUUGGACAUAUGGAGGAGCGGAAUAUGUACACUGACAAGGGGAUGUACAAAAGCGAGUUUCUAAUGCUUCAUAAGAAUCUUUAUAGGAGCCUAAAGCCAUCAGACGCCAAAACUGAGGCACAAAAGAAAAGAUUGCAGGACGUUAGAGCAUUCAAAAAAUGGGUUGCCUUAUACUGAAAUUAUACAUGAAGCUUGAAACUGGUGUGAUAAAAAAUCAUUGUCUAGAUUUUCAUAGAACCGUCCUUGAGCCUGGUUGAAGGCCAUUGAAAAAAUUUGUCCGAACUAGAGUUCAAAGCAAAAGAUCUUAUGUUUAGUAAAUUGGAAAAAUAGUGAGACACAUCUACAUUUUUUCGACGUGAUUGAGUUAUGUACAAUGAACGGCCGCCCGUCCAAAUUGCUAAUAUUUUCUGCUCACAAAUUGAUCGAAACAGUCGCAGUUUGCAGCCCAGGUUGUUGGAUUUCAUCUAUCAAAUGAAUUUCUAAGAGCAAGAUGCAGAUAUAUUAGGAGAAGGACAAAAACGAGGACAACAACGACCUUCAUGACUGCAGUGCUGCUCGAUCUUUAGGUGAACCAUGGCAAGUCGUCAGGUUCUACAUGGGACAAAAUCUGAAACAAGCGAACCAUCCUCGUGUCAAUGAAACACUGUUAUUACUGACCUGGUUCAAUUGUGCUUACGUGCAGGAAUAUCAGGAGAUGCAUCUUUAGCUACUGUGCAGGUGUUGUAUCCCUAACUAAAAUUUCCCUCCUGUAGCUAAUUUUCAGUUCCUUAUAAUUAAAUGCACAGUGUCUAAGAAACUCUCCUAAAGUGAACUAUUUACUUCAAUAUGAGCAGCAGUAUUCAAAAUCAUUUUUUUUAAGGAAAGGAAUCUGGAUGAUAUACUGGAUGAGAAAAUAAGUACGAGAGAGCACUUUUAUUUGUAGAGGAUGACAAUCAACAAAUGACAGGACAAAUCCAUGGCUAAACAAGGAAAGUUCUAUAUUCAAAUGAAUAUUCAAAAGCUUACAACGCUAAAGUGGCUAUUUAUAGUCUUAUAAGAAAUUAAAUCAAUUAACUAAUAAAGUCUAAAAUACUAAUUAAACACCCAUUAAUCUAAAUUAACAACUAAACAAAUAUUAAACUCAAAUGUACUAAUUAUCCUAUAAUUCUCCUCAUCAACAAACAAGGGAACGCAUAAGCCAUUGUGCAGUAUUCAAAGUUCUUAGUACAAGAGACUAUCCCUCGUCUAUUUACAGAGGAUGACAAUGAACUAACUAAAUCUAAUUACUAACUAAACAACAAGCUUCAAAAAAACAAAAAAUCUUUUCAUCUAUAAAAUGAAAAGGAAAUGUCAGGAAGCAAACUCCCUAUGUGAGAAGGAAGAAGAAAGGAAAAAAGGGCUUUGAAUAAGAGCAUCACUAACAAGAAAGAUGUAAGAAGAAAAACAGAAACAAUGAGCCAACAAAUUAAAGGAUCUGGGGACAGCAACACUAAGAAACCACUAGACUUCAACGAAACAACCCCAAAUUAAAAUUCCACGAGGAAAAAAUCCAAGGCCUACCAACAUUCUAUUAUUCAUAAAGCUUAUUUUUUAAAAGACACAUUAAAUAUACUAUCCACCACUCUUCUACGUUUUUAGUUUUUAAUCAUUCAUCCGCUAUUUAUAGGCCCAACUAUCAAAUAUUUCCUUUGCACUUCUAUCUUGUUUCAAACAUUGAAUUUUCAGUCUUUCCUUUAGUAACUCAAGCAGAUUCUAUAUUUCAUAUCUUGUAUUGCGAAUUCUUCUGUGUGCUCUGUUUUUCAACUGCAUUUUCCAGGCUAAUUGUGCAUGGAUAUUGUACAACUCACAACACAAAUGGUAAAGGUUUUCUUUCAGCAACACUCGAGGGUUUCACUGUUUUUGAUGAGCGUGAGGGAACUGAACUGUAAUUCAGGCGGGCAAUUGGAAUUUCUAACAGCAUCAGCACAGCUCGGCUGCGCAUACCAAAAUCAACUCUCGAGUGAUGUAAGUACCAUGGAAGAAAAUAUUUCUCAAGCAGUUCAUACAAUGCUUAUUCUUGAUGCAAAAUUCACACAGUUUUCAACCUUUUUUUUUUUUUUUUUUUUUCCUGUUUUUUUUGUUUGUUUGUUUUUGUUUUUGUUUUUUUUUGGGUUAUUAGUUCAAAAACCUCAACUUCUUGUUCCACUUGAUUUUCUCCUGGCCGUUGUUUUUUUGUUCCAACCGUUGGCAAUAUGUUGUCAGAUGAAGAAGAUAAGAGCUAUUUACAUGUUACUGAUGCUGUUGUCUUGGAUUAGUCACCUUAUAGGCAGCCAUUUUCUGAACUGCAUAUAUCUCCUUGAAAACUUUUAGUAGCAGAUGAUGAAAACUCGGAUCAUUUCAUCUAGGAUGGUAAUGGUGGAGUAAUGCAAUUAUCAGAUAGAAACAGAGUUGAUCUCUCAGCACCUAGCAAGGAGGCAAUGAUAUAUAUUGGAAAUGGGAAGAAAUUGCAGUUUUUUUUAUAAGAAAUUUUUUUAUUGAUGCAUGAAAUUUAUAAAAGAAGGGCUCAAACUAAUGGAGUAACAAAAGACUUCCCCAAUUGGUCAAAAGAGAUGUAAGAUCAAAAGAAUUAUAGAAUUAUGCACACUUGCACCAUGACAUAGCAAGGUAAAUAUGUUAAAAAACAUUAUUGAAGAGGUGGUUGUUUCUCUCCUUCCACAUAAUCCAUGUGCCACAUAAUCUUCUCUUGUCCA